UUUCAUAUCUACAGAUAAAUACUGAUCAAUAUAAGUGGUUUAUCGUAACAAGUUACAUUCUAUUUACGUUUCAACCUGGCCAGCGUAACCAUGUCUUUCUUGGGUAAAAAAUACACAUUCGAUAGAGGAGAAAACUUCGAUGAGUUCCUUAAGCUUAUCGGUCUCCCCGAAGACCAGAUCCAGAAACAUUUUCAGUUCAAGCCUACAACUACAUUGAUCAAGGAAGGCGACAAAUACAAGAUCAUCACCGUCCAUAAUGACGAUACAAAGGAGACAGUUUUUGAGUCCGGUGUGCCUUUCGACGAAACCAUCGAUGGUGGAUUGAAGCUAAAAACCACGUACACAGUCGAUGGCAACACCGUAACUCAAGUUAUAGAGCAUCCCAAUGGCAACACAACAUUCAAAAGGGAAUAUAGUGACACCGAACUAAAAGUUGUAAGUAUAAUUUUAUCAAUUCUACAAUAUUCGAUUCUCUUCCAGCUCGACCGUAAAUACCUUUAAAAAAAAAUACACUUGAACUUAGAACUUGUAAUUUUCUUUCUUUUCAUUAUCUCUUCUUAUUUCCAUAAUAGUCUAUGUCAGAUAUUAUUGUAAAAUGAAAACUGAAUUAGAUUGAUAAAGAGAACUGAAUUGCUGAAAUAGUUCUAUGAAUUAUUUCUCCGGAAGCAACAGAUUUAUACAAGUAUGUGAAUAUAUGACUUAAAUCUAUGUAUCUCGCGUAUUUUACUAAUAAACUAACUUAAGCAUAGUUUAUAAUCAAUUGGGAUAAAAUUAAGCGAAACGAGAUGAGAUAGAAUGAAACAAAGGCUCAAUAAAAUGGUGGUUGUUUAUUAAAACUUCAAUGAAUUUUUUGGAGGAGCCCGAAAAGCUAUUUCCAGCGAUUUUAAUGGAAAAUUAUGCAAUUAGUGACUACAUCUAAACUACAUUAUUUCGUUACAACAUCGGUUCAUUGACUCCUACAAAAUUUACAAAACAAUAAUGUAAAAGAUACGUAAUUUGAUUUAAUUAAUGUUAUUGUUUUUCAGACUAUCACAGCUGAAAAUUGGGACGGCACUGCCUAUCAAUACUACAAUGCUUAAAUAAAGUCUAUUUAUUUACACUUUUAAUUUUCAAAUAUAGUUACUAUUUUUUUUAA
Molecule: messenger RNA, 1135 nt
Organism: Bombyx mori (domestic silkworm)
Lineage: Eukaryota; Metazoa; Arthropoda; Insecta; Lepidoptera; Bombycidae
Product: fatty acid-binding protein 1
Exons: 3
Coding region: 91-501 (136 amino acids)
Biological process (GO): fatty acid transport
Cellular component (GO): cytosol; nucleus
Molecular function (GO): fatty acid binding
Source: RefSeq, a predicted model, not a curated record